This is a messenger RNA of Rattus norvegicus (Norway rat), 3511 nucleotides long. It is a transcript of the gene Ccdc51, whose product is annotated as coiled-coil domain containing 51. Gene Ontology annotation, cellular component: mitochondrial inner membrane. NCBI's taxonomy places the organism in Eukaryota, Metazoa, Chordata, Mammalia, Rodentia, Muridae. The record is from RefSeq and is a predicted model, not a curated record.
UUUUUUUUUUUUUUUAAAAAAAAGGUAAAAAAUAUUAAAAAAAAAUUAAGAGAGAAGUGGAGAACUAGAGGUGUAGAACACCAGCUCAUGGGCUUAACUCCCCAGUAUUGCAGUAAAGGGCUGGGGCUGGGAGAUACUGGCAGCUGAGACAGUAAGCCAGGAGGAAACCACCACACCACCACCACCCUGUGUGGAAAAGCAGGGUUGAAGGCAGCCAUCUGCUGACGGUGGAAAACCAAUCUGAGAAGGCAAGAUUCGAGAUGUGGGCUCCUGCUUAAUGUGGCCUCUGUCCAGCUGUCCCCCACCCAGCCCACCUCUGCUUUACCUUCCAGCUGCAUUGAGCACCUUGCAGAUGACUCCAAGAGCUUCCUAGGUACUCCCUCUGGCAGCACCAUUCUCCCCUGACCAGCUGAAGGGCCUGUGAGACACCUGUGUGUGGAUGCCAUUCGGAUUGAGAGACAAGCCAGCUCAUGGUGUGGUGGCAAGGAGAGGCUGAAAGGAGGGAGUGGCUGAGGGAAACAAGCUGGGAGUCCCUGACACUUCCUGCUAUUACCAAGCACACAUUCUUGCUAGGCAAUUUUAUCUGAUGCAGAAAGCAAGAAAGGUGGCCUGUAAGGGAGUGGUCAAGGAAGGCCUUAUUGAAAGAGGACAUUGGAGCAGACAUAGGUCACAGACUUGUGGAGGAAGAGAGGCAUAUUUGGAGGUGGCAGGACACAGAAUCAUACAGAUCAUACUUAGGGUGUCAGGGUGGUUGGAAGAGAGUAUGGCUGUGGGAAAGGGGAGGGGAAGGCUGGGAGUGCCUGACCUUUCUGGUUUCUGCCAGAUCCCUUUGUGCGGGUGAGUUGGGAACUGUAAGCUGUGCUCUCCCUCCGGUGUUAACCUGCCCCCGGGCUGCUCUGUGGAAAGCAAGCUGUAGGUUUCAUCCCAGCCAGGUGGGUGAUGUUCAGGGAACCGAGAGCAGACAGCUAGUAGAGGAACUGGGCUGGAAAGGCUGGAGGAAGUUGAGAGGAAGCAGUGACUUCUGGAAGAGAUGGGCUCUGAAAGCUAUGGAGAGAUGGAAGGCAUCUGAGACACAGCAGUCCCGGGACCUCCGAGUCUUAGAAUAGGAUCAAAAGAGAGGGGAAGCCGCUGAGGCUGUAGUGGUACAGAGCCUGUCUGGCGUGUGUCAGGCUCUGCUAGGCUUCCUCCCUAACCUCUGUGUCUCCGGAGGGAGACAGAGGGAGGUGUGAGGCAGUGGUAGAUGGCCAGCUCACUUCUGCCAAGGCUCACUGGAAGGGGGGCUGGGUAUUGUGCUUGGCCUGGAUGAAAGGUAAACUUGCAGAGCUGUUGAGGGACUGUAGUAACUUGUGUUCUGUAGGCCCUGGUGUCGGGGCUUGGAUGGGAGUGGUUCGUGCUGUCUUAGCUUUGUGAAUGAGACUCAAGAGUUCAGGUGGAGCACCAGCUUGGAAGCAGUGCCACCAAGAUCCCCUCUUCUGUGGCUCUCAGCCUGAGCCCACUUUGACCAGAAGAGCGCUCCUCUGAGGAGGAGCCUGGGGUGCAUGGAGUAAAUCUGCACAUGAGGAAGCCCCAUCACACCUGCGUGUGUUUACAUCCUAUCCUUUUCAUAUGAUCCAGUUAAUCUGUAUAUAAAGAAAUUCUCAAAACUAUCCUGCCACCUCCUAGUUACCACCUGUGAGAACUUUCAUGCCUCGAAACUAAGGAAAGAAAUUACAACAAUAGUUUGAGGAAGCCCUUUUGUGCUCUCCCGGCCCUUCCUCUUUCUUUCCCUGCUCCCGUUGCUUUCCUUCGUUGGCCACCAGGUGUCGCUCUCAUCAGUGCCUGGGGCUUAAUGCUGUUUGACCAGAGAAGGUUGCCAGGUUUUUCUGGGAUUCUGGGUAACUUGGCCCUUCCUCCGGAUUCUGAGCCCCUUCUGUUCUUGGGCCGGGCACUGCCUGCUCUGGGUACUCCUUGUCCUGUGCAGGUCAGAGGAAGUAGGUAUUGUAAAGCAGGGCUGAAAGGGAUCACAGAAGCCUGGCCUGCUGAGUGGCUGCGGCCGAGGCUGGAGCUGAGCUCUUGCGAUGACGGGGUGCAGCCCUGUAUUCACAAUGCAGCAGGUGGUGGGUGUAUCCCAUAGACUGGUAUGGAGAACCUUUCGUGGAACGGACCUCCUCAUGACAAGGACUCUGUGCAGUCCAGGUCCCAGCCGACCUGGAGAGAAGCGACCAGAAGCUGCAGCCUUAGGGCUGUAUCAUCGCCUCCCCGAGUUGGGAAGAACACUAAGCCACACCAUUCGGAAUCAAGCAGCCUCAACUGCCAAGGCUUGGUGGGACAGAUAUGAGGAGUUUGUAGGACUCAAUGAAGUUCGAGAGGCCCAGGGAAACGUGACAGAGGCGGAGAAAGUGUUCAUGGUGGCACGUGGUCUUGUUCGAGAAGCCCGGGAGGAUCUAGAAGCUCAGCAGACGAAGCUGAAGGAGGUGAGGGACCGCUUGGACCGAGUCUCCAGGGAGGACAACCAGUACCUGGAACUGGCUACUUUGGAACACAGGAUGCUACAGGAAGAGAAGAGGCUCCGAAUAGCAUAUCUGCGUGCGGAAGACUCAGAGCGAGAGAAGUUCUCUCUCUUCUCUGCAGCUGUGCGGGAGAGUCACGAGAAAGAGCGUACAAGGGCUGAGAGGACCAAGAACUGGUCCCUCAUUGGGUCAGUUCUAGGAGCUCUGAUAGGUGUGGCUGGUUCCACCUAUGUUAACCGUGUCCGGCUACAAGAACUGAAGGCCUUACUCCUGGAAGCCCAGAAAGGGCCUGUGAGCCUCCAGGAGGCCAUCCGUGAACAGGCUUCUAGCUAUUCCCUCCAACAGAAAGACCUCCAGAACCUUAUGGUGGAUCUGAGGGGCCUGGUGCACGUUGGGCAGGACCAGGGCUCUGGGUCACCAACAGGUCCUUCUUCUCCCCGAGGAAAAGACAUAGAUGGCCUUUCAGCUGCCAUGAAAGAGCAGCUCAAUCAUUCCCGGCAGGUCUAUUCCUGCCUAGAGGGUUUACGAGAGCAGCUUGACAGCCUGGAAAAGACUUGCAGCCAAAUGGCUGGGGUGGUUCGACUUGCAAAGGUCCCGGCACAUCCAGGCAUGGUGGAGCCACUGGAUGGGGCCCUGCCCAGCUCUUUGCUGGAACAUGGGAGUACGAUGUUGGCGCUGUCAGAGAUGGAGCAGAGGCUAGAAGCCCAGGCCAACAGGAAUGCCAUCUCUAGCACGCUGGUCACCUGUGUGACUUUUAUGGCCACAUUGCCGCUGCUCUACAUGCUAUUCAAGACCAGUUAGCCCUGGAAUCCGUCUUCAAAGGGGCCGAAGGGUGACUGUAGGCUGUGUUGGGGAUAUAAUGAAUCUUUGAGGUACAUACAACCUCAACCUGACUCUGAAUACCAUCAGAGGGGUUCGCCGACUGGUAUAUUUUAUUCUGUAGGUAAUACCUAUUUGCAUUAAUUAUCCAAACUUUGCACAAAUGUCCAAUUAAAAUAUCUAAGAAUUUGUAUUAUGUAAAA